AUGCAGAAAGUCAUAGCUUUGGCUCAUCGACUCUGGAACCAGGCCUUAAGCCCACUCAGCCAGUACAGGACCUCUCCUACUGGACCUUCGGAGGCCCACGGUGUGUUUCAUUCCUUUUCUUACAUGUACGACGUUCGAGUGACAGGUGAAGAACUGAAGGUGAUACAACCUGAGAGGGUGUCCGUCGCAGCUGGAGAAGCGGUCACUCUGUCCUGCUCUGUCUCUGCUCUGGUUCCCGUGGGACCCAUCCAGUGGUUCAGGGGGACUGGGCCAGAUCGGCAGUUAAUCUACAGUUUCAAAGGAGGCCUAGACCCCAUUCGCCUCUUCCCCCGGGUGAGAAAUGUUACGGACACCACGCAAAGAGGCAACAUGGACUUUUCCAUCCGCAUCGCUAACAUCACCCCAGCAGACGCUGACACCUACUUCUGUGUGAAGUUCACAAAAGGAUCCGAUGAUGACGUCGAGUUUAAGUCUGGUGUCGGGACACAGGUGACCGUGAGUGCCAAGCCCUCUGACCCCGUGGUAUCGGGACCCUCAGCAAGGACCACACCUGGGCAGACAGUGAGCUUCACCUGCGAGUCCCAUGGCUUCUCCCCCAGAGACAUCACCCUGAAGUGGUUCAAAAAUGAGAAUGAGCUCCCAGUCCUCCAGACCAAGGUGGUCCCACCAGACAACAGUGUCUCCUACAACAUCUCUAGCAGGACUCAGGUGUUGCUGACCUCAGAUGACGUCCACUCUCAGGUCAUCUGCGAGGUGGCCCACACUACCUUGCAGGGCUCUCUUCGUGGGAUGGCCAACUUGUCCCAGACCAUUCGAGUUCCGCCCACCUUGGAGGUUACCCAUCUCCCCAUUGAAGGGAAUCUGGUGAACGUCACCUGCCAAGUGAAGAAGUUCUACCCCAAGAGCCUGCAGCUGACCUGGUUGGAGAAUGGAUAUGUGUCCCGAACAGAUUCAGCCUUGAUCCCCACCAAGGAGAAGGAUGGGACCUAUAGCCUGAAGAGCUGGACCCUGGUGAACUCAUCUGUCCACAGGGAGGAUGUGGUGCUCACCUGCCAGGUGGUGCAUGACGGGCAGCCAGCAGUCACCAAAAGCCAGAUUCUGAGCAUGACUUCCUUCCUGAAGGACCAGAGCACACAGUCAACCUCUGUACUGCAAGCUUGUCCCAGGGUUCACCCAAACAGUCUACUGGAUGAUGGUGCACUUAGGAUGUUUGCAGGUUUUAUGGUUAGUACUGGAAAGAGCAAGGAAGAAUCCAAAGAAUUUAGCCCCAAUUCUGUGUAA
Messenger RNA from Orycteropus afer afer, 1281 nucleotides. NCBI's taxonomy places the organism in Eukaryota, Metazoa, Chordata, Mammalia, Tubulidentata, Orycteropodidae. The record is from RefSeq and is a predicted model, not a curated record.